AGCAGCAUUCUUGCUCCCUCUCAUUUUCGCUCUGAGCUCUCGGAACGCGAGAACAGAGCUCACAGUUCUUCGCAAAUCUUAACGAGAUUAGAGAUGGCAACGUUUGAGCUGUACCGUCGGUCUACUAUUGGAAUGUGUUUGACCGAGACUUUGGAUGAGAUGGUCUCGAAUGGGGUUCUUAGCCCAGAGCUCGCCAUUCAAGUCCUUGUUCAGUUCGACAAGUCUAUGACUGAUGCUUUGGAUAAUCAAGUCAAGAGCAAAGUCUCUAUAAAGGGACAUCUUCACACCUAUAGAUUCUGCGACAAUGUCUGGACAUUCAUCUUGCAAGAUGCGUUAUUCAAGAAUGAGGAAUGUCAAGAGAAUGUAGGACGAGUGAAGAUUGUGGCAUGCGACUCUAAACUUCUCACACAAUGAGAUGCUUCACUAAAAGAAGCAGCAGCAGCAGCUUAUUAGAGAAAGAAAUGUUUGAAUUCCUUCUUCCAAAUUAGGUUGUUUGUGCAGCUGCAGGUAAUUGAAUGAAACUUCUGUUUCCCUGUAAACAAAUCUGAUAAUAUUGUUUAGACUACUCUCAAGUACCUUCCCAAAUGCUUUUCCAACUUCCUUCCUUCCUCUUUAAAUUACUAUUUGCAAUGUACUGAAUUUUUUUACCUUAUGAAGAAACCCCUGCAAAUAUUCCUAA
Molecule: messenger RNA, 679 nt
Organism: Impatiens glandulifera
Lineage: Eukaryota; Viridiplantae; Streptophyta; Magnoliopsida; Ericales; Balsaminaceae
Product: transcription initiation factor IIA subunit 2
Exons: 4
Coding region: 94-414 (106 amino acids)
Biological process (GO): transcription initiation at RNA polymerase II promoter; RNA polymerase II preinitiation complex assembly
Cellular component (GO): transcription factor TFIIA complex
Molecular function (GO): TBP-class protein binding; RNA polymerase II general transcription initiation factor activity
Source: RefSeq, a predicted model, not a curated record